AGCGCUAGCGGGCACGCGGCUCCUUUGCAGCAGCCUCUAGAGUGUCGAGCGUUGGCCGGCUGCGGAGACGCCGCAGGCAGCGCCUCCGAAAGAACUGUGGUCGAUGUCAAUAGCACAGAGAAGAAUCGAGGAGAAUAUGAUUCACUGCCUAACCCCCAUUAAGGGGUUACAUAUUUUAAAUAAGACGUCAUUUCUUCUCUUCACUCCAGCCAUCUCCUCCUUCAAAGGCAUUUUUUUUCACCCUCUUGAAAUGACUUUGCUCUAAUCGUUCUUUUCACCUUAAAAAAAAUCAUCCCUCUAAGAAACGGCGAGAUGGAGACUAAGGGCGAAGUGGCAUUUAAAUGAAUCCCUUUGAAAAAAUUGGAAUCACGAAAGAUAUACGGGUUCUUCUUAAGAGAAAAAGAGGAAAUCUGUGUACUUUAUUGUCGGCUUCCAAAGAUUACUAACUCUUAUCUGUAUCAUUAAAAUUGAACUGCCUUGACUCUUCUGCUACUCUUAACUACUGCUUCCAUUAUUGCCUUCUUCAGCAAAAUCAGGCUUUCUGAAGCCAAAGAAUAACAAGAAAUAAACACCAUUUUAGAAGCCUUGCCACUAUGAAACUUAAGCAAAAUGUGCUCACCAUUAUUUUGCUGCCUAUCCACUUGUUAAUAACAAUAUACAGUGCCCUUGUAUUUAUUCCGUGGUAUUUUCUUACCAAUGCCAAGAAGAAAAACGCUAUGGCAAAGAGAGUAAAAGCUAAGCCCACCUCAGACAAACCUGGAAGUCCGUAUCGCUCUGUCACGCACUUCGACUCACUAGCUGUCAUAGACAUCCCUGGAGCAGACACCCUGGAUAAAUUAUUCGAUCAUGCCGUAUCCAAGUUUGGGAAGAAGGACAGCCUGGGGACCAGGGAAAUCCUAAGUGAAGAAAAUGAAAUGCAGCCAAAUGGAAAGGUUUUUAAGAAGUUAAUUCUUGGGAAUUAUAAAUGGAUGAACUAUCUCGAAGUGAACCGCAGAGUGAAUAACUUUGGUAGUGGACUUGCUGCAUUGGGACUGAAACCAAAGAGCACUAUUGCCAUUUUCUGUGAGACCAGGGCUGAAUGGAUGAUUGCAGCACAGACCUGCUUUAAGUACAACUUUCCUCUUGUGACUUUAUAUGCCACACUUGGCAAAGAAGCUGUAGUUCACGGGUUAAAUGAAUCUGAGGCUGCCUAUCUGAUUACUAGUGUUGAACUUCUGGAGAGUAAACUUAAGACUGCAUUGUUAGAUAUUAACUGUGUUAAACAUAUCAUUUAUGUGGAUAAUAAGACGAUCAAUAAGGCAGAAUACCCUGAAGGAUUUGAGAUUCACAGCAUGCAAUCAGUGGAAGAGUUGGGAUCCAAGGCAGAAAACUCAAGCGUUCCUCCAAAUAGACCAACUCCUUCAGACUUGGCUAUCGUCAUGUAUACCAGUGGUUCUACUGGCCGACCGAAGGGAGUGAUGAUGCAUCAUAGCAAUUUGAUAGCUGGAAUGACAGGCCAGUGUGAGAGAAUUCCUGGACUGGGACCAAAGGACACAUAUAUUGGCUACCUGCCUUUGGCUCAUGUACUAGAAUUGACAGCAGAGAUAUCUUGUUUUACCUAUGGUUGUAGGAUUGGAUAUUCUUCUCCACUUACUCUCUCUGACCAGUCCAGCAAAAUUAAAAAGGGAAGCAAAGGAGACUGUACUGUACUGAAGCCUUCGCUCAUGGCAGCUGUCCCGGAAAUCAUGGAUAGAAUUUAUAAGAAUGUUAUGAGCAAAGUCCAAGAGAUGAAUUAUAUCCAGAAAACUCUGUUCAAGAUAGGGUAUGAUUACAAAUUGGAACAGAUCAAAAAGGGAUAUGAUGCACCGCUUUGCAAUCUGAUACUGUUUAAAAAGGUGAAGGCUCUGCUAGGAGGGAAUGUCCGCAUGAUGCUGUCUGGUGGAGCACCCCUGUCUCCGCAGACACAACGAUUCAUGAAUGUCUGCUUCUGCUGCCCGGUUGGUCAGGGUUAUGGACUGACAGAAUCGUGUGGUGCUGGCACAGUUACUGAAGUUACUGACUAUACUACUGGCAGAGUUGGAGCCCCUCUUAUUUGCUGUGAAAUUAAGCUAAAAGAUUGGCAGGAAGGUGGUUAUACAGUUCACGACAAGCCAAACCCCAGAGGUGAAAUCGUAAUCGGUGGACAGAAUAUCUCCAUGGGAUAUUUUAAAAAUGAAGAGAAAACAGCUGAGGAUUAUUCUGUGGACGAAAAUGGCCAAAGGUGGUUUUGCACUGGUGAUAUUGGAGAAUUCCAUCCCGAUGGGUGUUUACAGAUUAUCGAUCGUAAGAAAGAUCUGGUGAAGUUACAAGCAGGGGAAUAUGUAUCUCUUGGGAAAGUAGAAGCUGCACUGAAGAACUGUCCACUUAUUGACAACAUCUGUGCUUUUGCCAAAAGUGACCAGUCCUAUGUGAUAAGUUUUGUGGUUCCUAAUCAGCAAAGGUUGACGCUUUUGGCACAGCAGAAAGGGGUGGAAGGCACUUGGGUUGAUAUCUGCAAUGACCCUGCCAUGGAAGCUGAAAUACUGAAAGAGAUCAGAGAAGCUGCAAAUACCAUGAAAUUGGAGCGAUUUGAAACUCCAAUCAAGGUUCGCUUAAGCCCAGAGCCCUGGACCCCUGAAACCGGUUUGGUCACUGAUGCUUUCAAACUGAAAAGGAAAGAACUGAAGAACCAUUACCUCAAAGACAUUGAGCGAAUGUAUGGGGGCAAAUAAAAUGCUGCUCUCUUAUUAAAGUUGUGCAGGAGGCGGCCUGGUGGUUUUUCAGUUCUGGAGUUUUCAGCCUUGUUGAGCUGCCUGUUAGAAUGUAAAGUGUAUCAUUCUAAAAACAUGGUAAUAAAAAAACAAAACCCAAAGUGAUUAAAAUAGUUGUCGAGUCUACUUUGACUUAGUUUUGCAUAGUUCUAGUGAAGCUGAAACUGAAAAGUUAUUUCCCUGUAGCUGUGUUAUUAAUUUUAGAGCAAAAUUUCUGUUUUUAAAAAUUAGCCUAAGAUAUACUUGUUUCCUUAAAGAAAAAAUAUUUAAUGUUGAACAAAAUAAGUUGGAGCUGGAGUAGAAUGUAGUUUGAGGAAAUUUGCAACUUCCAAUGUCUAUUGUCUUCCUAGUUCAGAAGAUGCUCAAAUAUUAAGCAUGACCAAAAAAUAUAUUAACACUACUCAAAGCAGAAGUGCUGCAGGGCUUUAAAAUUCUUUUCCAACCAUUUGUCUUGAAUCAUAAUAUAAUAUACAGAAUCAAAUAAUACCUUGGAAACCAUUUUAGCAUUCAUAAUUGUUGUGUAGGUUACGCAUAGAAUCAUUAUAAUAUUGUGAAUAAUUACAGUGCCUGAAGUAAGAAUAAAACAAUAUAAACACACCAAAAAAUAUCUAGUAAUAUAUUUAAAGGGAAAUUCAACUGCUUUUUUGAAACUUGGAGAUGUAAAAUCAGUAACUGUAAUUAUUUGAAUGACUUAAAAGUACAUCUUAAAAAAUGCUGAACAUUGCGUUUCUGUUUGUUCAAAAUAAGACAAGAGUUAAAAUAAUAGAGAGUUAAUCAAAUUUUAACAGGAAGCAUUUUCUCUGUUAGAAAAGGUGAUGAAAUCAUAAGUAUUUAGAAUUCCAACCCUUGCACAGCACUGAACCUGGGAGAGGAUUUAGACUUUGAACUUAUCUUUGAUAACAGGGAUUGAUUUUAAAGUGUAUUAAAUCACACUUGUAAUUUACAGUCUGUUUGCUAUUGCUGAUUUGAUUCUUGAUCAAUUAUUUGUAUUACCAAAAGCCUUUCAUUUUGCUUUAAUUUUAGCAAAAGCGGGUUAUGAUGAAUGACUUCCCUACUAUCUUGUUUUAAUCUAUGAAUGAUUAAUUAACUUGGAUGAGGUUUGGGAACUUAAAGGGAAGAACAUACUGUUACCACUUUUUUUCUGUUUGAGAAGAGUUCAGAAACUGGAAAUGCUGGAUUUGGGAGAAGGGAAGUUACUCACUAAGGGACUGAUACUUGGGCAGUAACUUGGUAUGUGGGCUUCUUUUUGAAUCUUUAAUUAAAAUCUGGGAUUAUAUAUCCCUGAUAGGUAUUCACACUUGAACCAUAGUUACUGUAAAAAAAAAAAAACAAAACAAAAAUUCUUAAUACUGUUAUUCUUUGCACUUUUUUCUUAAUCAUUUUAUAUAUAUAUAUAUAUAUAUAUAUAUAUAUAUAUAUAUACACCUAUAUAUAUAUGUUGCUUACAUUGCUUUGUACAGAUGUGGGCCACCACUGCAACAAAACACAUUCUGUUUGCUCUAGAAUAUUUAUAAAGAAAAUAUUUAAAUGUUAUGUAUAUGGUGGUAAAAGGAAAAAUCAUCUGGUGUUAUUAUAAGCAAGAAUGGAGGUUUUUGUAAAGAAUGUUCAGUGUUCUGCAAUGUAAAAUUUGAAGCAAGGUCUCCCUGAGUUAUGUGUAUGUGAGUAUUCUCAUUCUUCCCAACUUGCCUUCUAAGAGUGAAAAAUCAUUCUUACCAAGUAGACUACUAUUCAGCUUCCACUGUUCCUGGCCCACUGUUGAUCCUCUAAGGAUGAUGUUCAUAGACUUUUUCAGUAUGUGAGUCCCCUCCUUUUGGAAUGGUGAUUUUAAAUGUGUGAGUGCAUGCGUACUCAGAUAUUUGAACCCUCAACUGCUCCCAUCUCCCAAAAGCUAGAACACUGCCAACUAAUCUGUUGUAUGGGUCCUUUAGAAACGCAUAAUUAACACUUAAGGUUGGGUGCUGCUAAUUCUUUGCGAAAAUCCAAAUAUUGUUAAGGGACCAGGGAGAUGCCACUACCCCCUGAGUUUUCCUCAACAAAUAUACGUGUUUAUGUAAACAGAUCUUUCCAUAUUCAUAGUGACUUUUCAAGUAUUUGAGCAUAAAGAUUUUGAUCCUACAUUUUUAUACCUGUUUAAAUUGUUCACUGUUAUUAUUACAUGUCAGCCAUCAAAUAAAGUUGUACUUAAAAAUUUUCCUACAAUCAUGUACAUUUCUAAGUCGAACACUUGUGAUUUUUGCUUUAAUUACAUGAAAUUACCUUGCCUCCUUGAUAUUUGAUAUUCGUAUUGAUUUUUUUUUUCUGGAGUGGAGGUAUAAUUGUGUCACUUUUUGGAACUGAGAUACACAUGAAUGAUUCAAAAAGUCAGAAGUUAAGGAGAAUAAUGUUUCUUUGGUCAUAAAGACUGAUUAAUAAUCCUUGCCUAUAUUUUCCUGAUAGCAUGUGACAGAUGUUUCCGGAGUAACAAGAUGAGAACAGAUUAAAGAUUGUGUGGUAUUUGGGAUUUGGAGAGAAAUAUUUUCAAAUGUAGUUACAAAUUAGAAUGUAUUCAUAUUUCUACUUUCUGUUAAAAUGCACGAUUGCAGGAUUGUUACUUAGGUUUUCAUGUUUUCCUUGAUGAAAAGCUUCGUUUGUUCUGGUUUUUAAGUUUGCACUCGAAUCUUAAGAAAUAAAUCCACCCACGUUAUCAA
This is a messenger RNA of Physeter macrocephalus (sperm whale), 5455 nucleotides long. RefSeq names its product acyl-CoA synthetase long chain family member 4 (gene ACSL4). NCBI's taxonomy places the organism in Eukaryota, Metazoa, Chordata, Mammalia, Artiodactyla, Physeteridae. Gene Ontology annotation, molecular function: arachidonate-CoA ligase activity. The record is from RefSeq and is a predicted model, not a curated record. The coding region runs from base 594 to 2729 and encodes 711 amino acids. The transcript is spliced from 17 exons. Gene Ontology annotation, biological process: neuron differentiation; long-chain fatty acid metabolic process; long-chain fatty-acyl-CoA metabolic process. Gene Ontology annotation, cellular component: plasma membrane; lipid droplet; endoplasmic reticulum.